AAAGCGAGUCACUUCCGGCAUGUCAGAGGCACCUGGCCCCCCCCCGGCGACCAUCACCCCGGCACCCACGGCUCAGCCGGGCUCGAGCGCGUGCGGAAGCGUCGAGAGGGGUGUGGACGCUUCGACACAGAUGGAAACGGGCAGACCCGCAAUCGUCCCACCGGGCGCGGGGAGCGCGCCCCUCCAGCUGUCGAUGGGGGCGCAAGCGGGAGCGUCGAGUGUGUUGCUCGAAGAUCUCAUGCAGCCGAUGGGUUCCUUCUGCCCAAACGGAUCCGGCGGCGAGCGGAAGCGGUGCGCUUCGGCGUGCGUCGCCUGCUGCCAGAAGCGCAUCCGCUGCGUGAUGCUCCGCUGCGGCAGGUGCUCCAACUGCGUCGCCCGCAACAUCCCGUGCAUCCCCCGCGUCGGGCGGAAGCGCGGCCCUCCGCUCCGCGAGGAGCGCGAGGCACGGGAGCGUGCCGUCGCCCUGGCGCUGGAGCGGCAGCAAUCGGGCAUGUUGGUCGGCAGCCAGGACUCGCUCGGCUCCCGCCCGGGCGGCUUCCCCGGCGUCCCGUCGAUGCCCGUGCCGCUCUCGGCGUUGCAGCAAGCGCAGCUCGUCGCCCUCUCCGCCGCCAGCCAGCCACCGCAGCCGGUGGCGAUGCUGCAGAUGAUGGCGCACCUGCAGGCGAUGCAGCAGGCGCAGAGCUCCUACUCUGGCUCGCCGCUCGGGCAGCACGCCCCCUCGCCGCGGCAGUGGCCGCAGAUGGCGACCGGCCAGCAGAUGCCGACCACACCACAGCAGGCGCAGGCAGCGCAGCAGGCGCAGGCAGCGCAGCAGGCGCAGGCAGAGCAGGAGGCGCAGGAGGCGCAGGCGAUGCUGACGCAGCAGGGCCAGGCGCAGGCGCAGGCGCAGCAGGCGCAGCAGCAGGCCGCAGCCCAGGCGGCACACCAACAAGCAGCAGCACAGCUGCUGAUGGCGCAGCGGCAGGCUCAGGCCCAGGCGAUAUUGGCGCAGCAAGCGCAGGCGCAGCACGCGCAGCAGACGCAGCUCUCGUUUGACUCUCUUCGUUUCAUUGCGAGCGGUAGUGGACAUCUGCGAGGGCCGGGAGAGCUGAACCCUGACUGA
This is a messenger RNA of Emiliania huxleyi CCMP1516, 1102 nucleotides long. RefSeq lists its product as hypothetical. NCBI's taxonomy places the organism in Eukaryota, Haptophyta, Isochrysidales, Noelaerhabdaceae. The record is from RefSeq and is a predicted model, not a curated record. Gene Ontology annotation, molecular function: zinc ion binding; DNA-binding transcription factor activity, RNA polymerase II-specific. Gene Ontology annotation, biological process: regulation of DNA-templated transcription. The transcript has 3 exons. The coding region runs from base 20 to 1102 and encodes 360 amino acids.